GGCUGAAGCUUGUUUGUGCUUGUAGCAGCAGUUGUGAUUUGAACUGGCAUAGGUUCAUUAUGGCUAUAUGGAGCUUCCAAGAGGUGGAGGACGAGGUUCUGCGACUAUCGGUCAAAAUGCGGUAGGGAAAAGGUCUUAUCCAAAGAGGGGGCGCCGCCGAGUUCAAUGCAUUUUAAUGAGUGAGGACUGCCUAUCUGCAGACCACUUUCCUAAGCCGACGCCGUCAUGUCAAACAACAGCGCGAACAGCAAUUUGGUUACAGCACAAAAAGCCGUCAAACAACUACGGCUGGAAGCCAGCGUCCGCAGGAUCAAGGUAUCACAGGCUGCUGCCGACCUGAAGACUUUCUGUCUGCAAAAUGCACAUAAAGACCCUCUACUGAUGGGAGUUCCGUCCAGCGAUAACCCAUUUCGCCCUCCAAAGUCCUGCGCCCUUUUCUGAGUAACCCUGGGGGUGUGAAGCUUGCUGAAAUGUUUCUGAUUAUCCUGCUCACCCACACCUGUCUCCUCACUCUGUCACCCAAUGCUGGAAGAUUUGGACAACAUGUGAAGAAAGUGAUAAUGUGGGGCCAUCUCUACUCUUGAGACAACACUGUAUAGUCACUCCACUCUGUACCAUCUAUGUAAAGACGAUGUUAUUAUUGUCGUGAUGAUUGCAUUUUGCAUUUAUAUUGUUUAUUUGCUGCAGUGAAAUGUUUCUCAUCACACUGGCAUGAUACUUUAUGUGCAUUGUUGAGGCGAGGGUCUGGCUGUAUUUUCAUUAAGAGUAGUGUAGAAGGGCAGCCAUGCCCGGAAAAUACCUAUUUUCCCAUGCAAGCUCCCUCUUGAUAGAGGUGUGAUUUUUACAUCGUCUGCGCUAAUUGUGUUUAUCUGUCAUUUCUCUAAAUUCUGCUAGACCUGGCACCUGCACAAGCAUCAAAUAUAUGGAGUGGAAAACUGCACACAAAAACUGACUAUUUGUACCAAAGAUCAUAGAGCGCUGCGCGUAGCGCUCUAUGAUCUUUGAUUUCUACUGAGAAGAUUGUGCCAAUUGUGCAAAUAGCAGAUUGUCUGACACUUGAGAAUAAAGAUAUCGUUCUUCUU
This is a messenger RNA of Sardina pilchardus (European sardine), 1082 nucleotides long. RefSeq lists its product as uncharacterized. The record is from RefSeq and is a predicted model, not a curated record. Lineage: Eukaryota; Metazoa; Chordata; Actinopteri; Clupeiformes; Clupeidae. Gene Ontology annotation, molecular function: G-protein beta-subunit binding. The coding region runs from base 226 to 441 and encodes 71 amino acids. Gene Ontology annotation, cellular component: heterotrimeric G-protein complex. The transcript is spliced from 4 exons. Gene Ontology annotation, biological process: G protein-coupled receptor signaling pathway.